CCAGAGGGCGCAUUUGACGUGCGUUCAGUACCAGUUUACCGGUCAUACUGCGAGCUGACUCUAGUUCGGCUAGGUCAACUUUGCUAAUUUUCCUCUAUAGGCGAUGAGCGUCCUUGUCAAAGGUGUAUCAAACGCGGCCUCGCCGAUGCCUGCCAGGACGGAGUACGGAAAAAGGCCAAGUAUCUGCAUGACGCUCCCCCAGAAGCCUUGAGGCCCGUUCUGGGACCAACGUACAAUCCCGCCGCCCACACGCACGCCAAACAGCAGAACGGGAAACACCUUUCCAACGGGAACUCAGACACCCCAGCGUACUAUUCUCAUGCGCAUAGCCACUCCGCUUUCCCCAUGUUCGCCGGGGGCUCUCAGAACCAGAUGGCUCCGUUGCCGGACAGCAUCUCUUUCGGCGGACAGCAGUCUCCGGUGACGCCCGGCUUUCCGACGCCAAACAAUACGAGAGCUGCUCAGAUGGGCUCUAUGCAAGUCCCUCAAGUGUCUAGCGAGAUGCCAAACAAUUACUCGCCCGCCUUAUUCGACCCGAGCAACCCAGCGAUUUUCAACUUUGACCUCGAAGGGUUGAAUUUCGGAAGCCAUUACGGUGCACUAGAGUUCGGGAUGCUGGGCCAUAUGUCCUCUGGUGCCGCUGAGACUCCGCCCAGGGAUCCCGUAACCCAAGCGCCCGGAACCGAGGUCAAUUACGGACCGACCGGGGUGUUUCGGAACGGGGUCAAUCACUACAACCAGAUGUAUGAGAACGGCAUGGCUGACGGUUUUAUGAAUGUUGAUCCCAGCAAUAGCGGGGCAUUCCCGGGAAACCUCCAGCAUGGGUUGCCUCACGCGUACGCCGUUGCAGCCGCCGGACCGACUCCGAACAGCCUGGCUAGCCCGAGCACGGACAACACGUCCAGCCCCCAGCCUACGGGCUACGGCUUCGACAAGUCGCCGACCACUAGCACGUACACGGUUACCAAUUCUCAACCGAUAGCUCAGCCUUCGCGGCCGAAACCGAAGCCUGCAAAUUCGAACAGCGGCAACAGCACUCGGUUUGGGCCCCCGUCCAUCUUGGGAAAACGGCAGCGCGACCCGUCGGCGAUCUACGAUACCGUCACUGAGCCCUACCCGUACCUCACUGGGUUCCACAACCUCAUCGCCUUCGUUCAACGGAGGUUCUCUGCGAAUAAGACAUUACGAAUCGCCAAGUCCCUCGCCAGCAUCCGGCCCUCGUUCAUCGCUUGUACGCGGAACCUCAACAGGCAAGACCUCAUCUUCAUGGAGAAGUGCCUGCAGCGGACGCUCUUCGAGUACGAGGAUUUCAUGGGACACUGCUCGGCGCCUACUAUCGUAUGCCGUAGGACGGGGGAGGUGGCGGCCGUGAAUAAAGAAUUCAUCGCGCUCACCGGGUGGACCAAGAAUAUUCUGUUGGGUAAGGAGCCCAAUAUGAAUGUCAAUACCGGUCGGUCGCCGGGGUCCGAGGCAAGUAACCACGGCAGCACAAGCAAACCCGAUUUCGUAACCCCACGGCUGAAGAUGGUCCAGCCGGACAUAGGUAAAGCUGCGGAAGGGAAACCCCGACCGGCCUUCGUGGCCGAAUUCAUGGACGACGAGAGCGUCAUUCAGUUCUACGAGGACUUCGCGCAGCUCGCCUUCGGCGACAGCCGCGGCCACGUCACGAGGAAGUGCCGCCUCCUCAAAUACCGAACCAAGGAGAUGAGUGAGGCUCUGAGCAACGAUGAAUCUCCCAAAGACCGGCGGAACAGCAGCAUCCUUAGCAACAGGGUGACUAGGAUAGAUGGCGAGCACGGGAUAUCCAAGCUCGAGAAGGAUGGUAAGAUCGACUGCACGUUCUGCUGGACGAUCAAGCGCGACGUAUUCGACAUACCGAUGUUGAUUGUUAUGAAUUUCCUACCUUGUUAUUACCGCAACCAAGACCAACUGGCUGUUUAGGGAUGGUCGGGUCUACGGACGAGCACCGCGGGGGGUGGUGCAUGCGUGUUUCUGGUUUAGCUUUGUGUCUCGAUCCGCUUCUCAGGCUUACCUAUCAACUACAUUUUUCCUCUCGGGUGUAAUAGAGAGAGCAUGGGCGGCGUUUUUGGAACAGAGCUCGCAUUUGUGAGUUCCUCUCCCGCUCGACGGGAGCUGGUCAUGUUGCAUGUGACCCCGGGCACAUAUAUAAUAUACACGUAUAAGGGGGAUAGACACGGUAUAGAACGUCGGCCUGCACGGGGUUUACGGUCGGAUACCCAUGAAUUUCACA
Messenger RNA from Durotheca rogersii, 2251 nucleotides. RefSeq lists its product as uncharacterized. Gene Ontology annotation, cellular component: nucleus. Lineage: Eukaryota; Fungi; Ascomycota; Sordariomycetes; Xylariales; Xylariaceae. The coding region runs from base 346 to 1941 and encodes 531 amino acids. The record is from RefSeq and is a predicted model, not a curated record. The transcript is spliced from 3 exons. Gene Ontology annotation, molecular function: RNA polymerase II transcription regulatory region sequence-specific DNA binding; DNA-binding transcription factor activity. Gene Ontology annotation, biological process: cellular response to starvation.